AUGGCGGAGGCGGAGGGUACAGUGGUGGAGCCGGUGGGCACGGCGGCGGAGGCGGCGGACAUGGCAGCAGCGGACAUGGAGACGGCGGACACGGCAGCAGCGGACACGGUGGUGGCGGACACCUACUCCGCGCCGAGCGAGCCACAGAGCUACGAUGCGCCGGCCGCGCCGCAACAGAGCUACGACGCGCCGCAGCCGCAGCAGAGCUACGACGCGCCGCAGGCGCAGGCGUACGAGGCUCCGGCGAAGCCCGAGCAGGCGUACGAGCCGGCGCCGGCACACCAGGUGGCCGAGCAGUACGGCGCGCCCGAAGCGCAGGCGCAGGUGAGCUACCAGGCGCCGGCCGCGCCCGGCGACGACUACGGUGUGGCCCGCGCCGGCGGCUGA
Pollicipes pollicipes is the source of this 387-nucleotide messenger RNA. Its product is annotated as vitelline membrane protein Vm26Ab-like. Bases 1 to 387 code for a protein of 128 amino acids. The transcript is spliced from 3 exons. The record is from RefSeq and is a predicted model, not a curated record. Lineage: Eukaryota; Metazoa; Arthropoda; Thecostraca; Pollicipedomorpha; Pollicipedidae.